UUCUUUGACCGGGAAUAUUUAAUUUGCCUACUUCUGCUAAAGAAAAUUAUUAGUUUUCUAUGGAGACAGUGAAAAAAAAUUAUAUUAGAGUUAAUUCUGUGCGUAAAUUGCAAUAAAUGUGGCAGUGUAUUGUAAUAAUUUGCAUUGAUUUGAGGUGUGUCUGGUUUGACAUAUAACCUAAGUUCCAGAUUUUAUCAUUAUUUAGUUGAAUUUUAAAAGCACCAGUACAAGUGAGAUAAUGCAGCAUUUAAUUCAAGAUAGUCCCUUGUUAGGCAAAUUGAAACAUUGGCGCCAAGCCGUUUCUUUCAGUGACAUUCAAUUAACUACAUCUCAAAAGGUUGUAUUAUGGAGUAUAGGAGUAGUAGGUACAAGUGCAGUUGUUGUUGGAGUACUCUCCAGAUACUUGGCAAGACGACGAGCCAAGCCUAUCUUGAACCCUAGAAUCCAAAGAGCUAUCAAUAAGAGAAUCUCCCGCAUGAGAAGUCCUAAUGGAGGAAUGGGUUCAGUUGCAAGCAGUGGAGGUCGCAGCAGUCCUCUAGGCUUCAGUGAGCGACUUUCACUUGCAUCAGGGUCUAUUGGUUCGGGUGGUGGCGAUGCAUCGCCGCUUUCGCCGCAACAACUCGGCGUUAUGGGUAUGGAAGCGUUGGAGACGAGUAUAAACUACUGGGAAGAUGCGUUAGCGGCAUUCAGCCUGGGCGCUCGGGGAGGCGUCACGGGCACUCUGGCGCUCACUUCGCCAGAGGAAGCAGAGUUCUGUCGCGAGAUCCAAGAUUUAUUACAGAACGCUUAUUUAUUGCAGGAGCGAUGCGAGCUUCUCUUCUUAGACCAGCGAUCGGUGUUAUUUCGUUCUGAAAGCGGCGGACCUCCGGUGGGCGGGCCGGAGGGCUCAGCGGCGGAGGGCAGACGCUCACGUCUCUUGUCUACACACACUGGCUCGUCACACACUAAACGCGAGCACCAUUCCAGUGCAGAGUCUUUCGCGAGUGCCGAGGAUGAGGUAGCUGAUUUGAGAGAUUUUGACGACUUCACAGAUCUAGCGCCAGAAAUAGAAAAUCUAGAAUUAUACCAAAUUGCACUAAAACAGUUAGAAGUCGGUAUUCCAUACAGAACACUUCGCACAGACGUGGUCCAGUGUUCGUCAGACUCUGAAUUCCUGUGUAAGCUGCACUGCCUGCGGCUGGCAUUCCAAUACGUCUUCAAGGACGCCGCUGUCUGGGCAUGGUUUGUGGACGCUGGCCGUCAAGUGCUUACGGACCUGCUGCUUUUUGCUGACAAGGAACCUAAAGAAUUUUUAGUCGCCUACGAAGAAAUGGUGUCAUGGGCAACAGAUGUCGCUAACUGGCAUUUGAUAGAAAAUGAACUUUCCAGUAAAGGGGUCAAGGUACUCACCUUCUACGACGUAGUGCUGGACUACAUCCUGCUGGAUGCCUUCGAAGACCUUGCCUCGCCGCCAUCCUCUGUACUGGCUGUUGUUAGAAAUCGGUGGCUUUCAGACGGAUUCAAAGAAAGUGCAUUAACGACAGCAGUAUGGUCCGUGAUAAAGGCGAAGCGACGCUAUCUCCAGUACCCUGACGGCUUCAUGGCCCAUUUCUACUCGAUAUCCGAACACCUACUACCAGUUCUCGUAUGGGGUUUCCUCGGCCCCAGAGAGCGAUUACGCGACGUAUGCCAAACUUUCCAAUCAGAAAUAGUUGGGUUUAUUGCGGACUUGUUCAGUUUUCACAAAUGCCGAUAUACAAACGUCGACGACCUCUCCAGUGAUAUAAUGCAACACGCCAGAUGUCGCGCCGCUAACAUCACAGACAAACUAGCGGAAAGAAAUUAAAUCAACGUAAACUUAAGCUAAAGUGACAACAAUCCUUCGAGUCACUUACGAACAAAACAUCUUUAUUAUAGCCUUAGAAAGAACAAAAAUAAAAUCAGAAAGCACAUUCCGAUACCGAGUGAGUUAAGGUAUGCCGUAAUUUUUGUCCAAGUUUCGCUGACAACAGGUGUUCACGCGUUCAAGCCUAGCUUUUUUUUGUUGGAUCGCAUGCUUGGGACAACGCAAUUGGAUCGUUACAAAACGUCACGCCUUCAGACGUAGUCCCUAAGGUUAAGGGUAAUAGUAGGCUAAUAUUUCUACAGACUGUUUAGCUGUAAGAAAAAAUGUACUUCUUCCGCAUUUUUAGUUUUCACUAAGCAUUUAAUAUAGUUGAGAAAAUAUUAAAUUGUAUUUCAAAUAUUUAAAAAAAUACACUUAUGAUAAGAACAAACCA
Molecule: messenger RNA, 2258 nt
Organism: Hyposmocoma kahamanoa
Lineage: Eukaryota; Metazoa; Arthropoda; Insecta; Lepidoptera; Cosmopterigidae
Gene: Miga
Product: mitoguardin
Exons: 10
Coding region: 239-1825 (528 amino acids)
Biological process (GO): mitochondrial fusion
Source: RefSeq, a predicted model, not a curated record